Molecule: messenger RNA, 444 nt
Organism: Sphaeroforma arctica JP610
Lineage: Eukaryota; Ichthyosporea; Ichthyophonida
Exons: 3
Coding region: 1-423 (140 amino acids)
Source: RefSeq, a predicted model, not a curated record
AUGUACGCCCUAUGUAUACCCACACAUCUACCACACCCACAGCCGCCCCAGAAGAAGAAUAGCGUUGACCCUGAGGGUGACUUUGAGGGUGACCCCAUGGACGUGGCAGGACACGUUUCUAACGAAGUCCUGGAGUGGGAGGUUAACAACUGUGCCAAGGCUAUCGCUGCAGCCAAGGCCAAGGGGCAGGAACCAGACAACGAUAUACUUCAGAAGAAACAGACGGCUGAGGUGAUGAUGCAAGUGCUGAUCAUUCAAAUCCAGACGGAGAAGCUGUCGCUCGAGGACUACUGCGCACAGGUUAAGACGAAGAUUGUGGCGGAGAAGAAGCUAGCAGCCAAGCUCAAAGCAAAGGGAAAAAUCGAAUGGGCCAAAGCCGCCCUCAUGCGUGCGAAAAUCAUGGAGAAGGAAAUGGAAGAAUAAAUAAAAUACAAUUAACUAGUG